Molecule: messenger RNA, 1011 nt
Organism: Penicillium verrucosum
Lineage: Eukaryota; Fungi; Ascomycota; Eurotiomycetes; Eurotiales; Aspergillaceae
Exons: 3
Coding region: 1-1011 (336 amino acids)
Molecular function (GO): aldehyde dehydrogenase (NAD+) activity
Source: RefSeq, a predicted model, not a curated record
AUGUCAAACCAAAUUCGUACCAUCUGCCCCUCGACCCAUGAGGUUAUUUUUGACCAGCCUGGCACUUCGCUCGAAGAAGCUAUCAAAGUUGCUGUUGCCUCAAAGCAAGCUUUUGAGUCUUACAAAACAACUUCUCUGGACGACCGGAAAGGCAUUGUGAAACAAGCAUUGGACAUCAUUGAGCAACGCCGCGAUGAACUGGCUAGAGAACUGACUGCGCAAAUGGGGCGACCCAUCCGGUACUGUGCAUCAGAGAUCAACACUAUGCGUCUGCGCGCCGAGUACUUGAUGGAUAUUGCCGAAGAGAGCCUGUCCGAUCUCCCUGGUCGACCAGAAACCGGCUUCCGGCGAACGGUCAAACGUAUUCCCGUGGGACCAGUACUUAUCGCGGGUGCUUGGAAUUACCCUUACCUGACUACUGUCAAUGCUCUUGUCCCGGCACUUCUUGCUGGAAACAGCGUUAUAUUGCGCCCUUCGCCGCAGACUCCGCUAUUUGGAAACAGACUACUCGAGAUCUUUACCGGGGCAGGUCUUCCCCCUCAGGUCCUUCAGGUCCUUCAUAUUGGAAACCUGGAUGUUUUGGAUCAGGUGGCACAAAUUCCUGAGAUCCAGUCUGUCUCAUUUACUGGAUCAACUGCAGGUGGGAUCAGACUCAGGGAGGCAACCGCCCAACACAUCAAGCCCGUCAACCUCGAACUUGGUGGAAAUGAUCCCGCAUAUGUUCGUCCAGAUGCCGAUGUGAAACACGUUGCAGAGCAGCUUGUGGACGGAGCUGUUUUCAAUUCCGGACAGAGUUGCUGUUCCAUUGAGCGGGUAUAUGUGCAUGAGAAUGUUUACGAUGACUUUGUUUGCGCCGUGCAGGAGGAGUUGAAAUCGUAUAAACUUGGUGAUCCGCAGGAUUCAAGCACAACCACAGGCCCUGUCAUCUCAACGCAGGCCAUGGAGAAAAUCACUGCGCAUGUCCAGGAUGCAAUUGCUAAAGGAGCUGUUAACUCUACCCCCAGAACCUAA